AUGAGCGGCCUUCGUUUCCUCGACUUGAUCAAGCCCUUCACGCCCCUCCUCCCGGAGGUGGCAGCCCCCGAAACGAAGGUGCCCUUUAACCAGAAGUUGAUGUGGACGGGGUUGACUUUGUUGAUCUUCUUGGUGAUGAGUCAAAUGCCGCUUUAUGGUAUUGUCUCUUCGGAUACCUCCGAUCCCCUUUACUGGCUCCGAAUGAUGUUGGCCAGUAAUCGUGGAACUCUAAUGGAACUGGGUAUCACUCCCAUCAUCUCAUCCGGCAUGGUGUUCCAGCUUCUUGCUGGAACCCACCUCAUCGACGUUAACCUUGACCUCAAAACCGACCGUGAGCUCUAUCAGACCGCCCAAAAACUUUUCGCCAUCAUUCUGGCUUUUGGCCAAGGUUGUGUUUAUGUCCUCACUGGUCUUUAUGGCCAGCCCAGCGAUCUCGGUGCCGGAAUCUGCGUCCUGUUGAUUGUCCAGCUUGUCGUCGCCGGUCUCGUUGUUAUCUUGUUGGAUGAAUUGCUGCAAAAGGGCUACGGUCUUGGUAGCGGUAUCUCUUUGUUCAUCGCGACCAACAUUUGCGAAUCCAUUAUGUGGAAGGCUUUCUCGCCUACCACCUACAAUACUGGCCGUGGACCCGAGUUUGAAGGAGCAGUCGUGGCCUUGUUCCAUCUCCUCUUGACAUGGAAAGACAAGCAGCGGGCGUUGCAUGAAGCUUUCUAUCGUCAGAACCUCCCCAACAUUAUGAAUCUUCUUGCGACUCUCGUUGUCUUUGCUGCGGUUAUCUAUCUCCAAGGCUUCCGUGUUGAAAUUCCCGUCAAGUCUUCCCGCCAACGCGGUAUGCGCGGAUCCUAUCCCGUCCGUCUCUUCUACACAUCCAACAUGCCAAUCAUGCUUCAAUCCGCCCUCUGCUCCAACAUUUUCUUGAUCAGCCAGAUGCUUUACUCUCGGUUCUCUGACAAUUUGCUUGUGAAGCUCCUCGGUGUCUGGGAACCUCGUGAAGGUGGCUCCGCUCAGCUCCAUGCUUCUUCUGGUAUUGCGUACUACAUGUCCCCUCCCCUCAACUUCAAGGAGGCUUUGUUGGACCCUAUCCAUACUGCUAUCUAUGUGGCCUUUAUGCUCGUCGCCUGCGCUCUCUUCUCAAAGACAUGGAUUGAGGUUUCUGGGUCAGCCCCAAGGGAUGUUGCCAAGCAACUUAAGGACCAAGGACUCGUUAUGGCCGGACACCGUGAGCAAAGUAUGUAUAAGGAGCUUAAGCGUGUUAUCCCAACUGCCGCUGCGUUCGGUGGAGCAUGUAUUGGUGCUUUGUCCGUCGCUAGCGACCUUAUGGGUGCCUUGGGAAGUGGAACCGGUAUUCUCCUGGCUGUCACGAUCAUAUACGGCUAUUUUGAAAUCGCAGCUCGAGAAGGCGACUUUGGUGCAGGGUUGAAGGGCCUUGUGCCCGGUAACUAG
Messenger RNA from Uncinocarpus reesii 1704, 1440 nucleotides. Its product is annotated as preprotein translocase, SecY subunit. The transcript is spliced from 5 exons. Gene Ontology annotation, molecular function: ribosome binding; transmembrane protein transporter activity; signal sequence receptor activity. Gene Ontology annotation, biological process: post-translational protein targeting to membrane, translocation; SRP-dependent cotranslational protein targeting to membrane, translocation. Gene Ontology annotation, cellular component: membrane; Sec61 translocon complex. NCBI's taxonomy places the organism in Eukaryota, Fungi, Ascomycota, Eurotiomycetes, Onygenales, Onygenaceae. Bases 1 to 1440 code for a protein of 479 amino acids. The record is from RefSeq and is a predicted model, not a curated record.